Salvelinus namaycush (lake trout) is the source of this 1816-nucleotide messenger RNA. RefSeq names its product cytochrome b-245 chaperone 1 homolog. The record is from RefSeq and is a predicted model, not a curated record. The transcript has 6 exons. NCBI's taxonomy places the organism in Eukaryota, Metazoa, Chordata, Actinopteri, Salmoniformes, Salmonidae. Bases 203 to 799 code for a protein of 198 amino acids.
UUGCAGAAUAACCUAUUCCAUUCCCUUCAAUGUUACAGUUUUCCUCUAAUGUUGACGUUGUCUGGAGAGCUGCUGGAUUAGAUGAAUUGUUGGCCUCCCGAGUGGCGCAGCGGUCUAAGGCACAGCUUGCAAUAAUUAUUAUUUUGAGGAAAACUGAAUUUUGCUUCCAACGUCGUUACAACGAUAAUCCUUAAUUGUCUCGAUGGGGUAUAUGCAGGUAGAGGAGCACACCACCAACAUGUUACACCUGAAGAGGUCGCCUGGCAUCCGCUCCUGGUCGCUGCUCAUAGGUAUUGCGUCCAUUGGCCUGGCUGCUGCAUACUACAGCUCAGACAGUAUCCUGUGGAAGCUUUUCUACGUGACGGGCUGUCUGUUCGUGGCCAUGCAGAACAUGGAGGAGUGGGAGGAGGCAGUGUUUGAUAAAACCAAGAAAGUGAUAGAGCUGAAGACCUUCAGUCUGUAUGCCCUGAUUCUCACCAUGUGUAGGAGAGGCCAGGAGAAAGUGGUGAUGGACAUGAGGCACCUGCGUGACGUGUGUGUUCAGGAGGAGAAGGUGCGCUACCUAGGGAAGGGCUACCUGCUGGUGCUGCGACUGGCCACAGGUUUCUCCUACCCCCUCACACAGAGCGCCACCAUGGGGGGACGCAGUGAUGUGGAGGCAGUGGCUUCGUUGCUCAAGCGUUUCCUGGGUCUGGAGGAGCUCCAGUGUCGCUGGGAGCAGGAGGAAGAGGCAGUCAGGGAGGAAGAUGAACUGAACCCCAGCACUGACUCCGAAGAAGAGGGGGACUCAGUGCAGUAGAAGGAGAAGAGAUGAAGAGAAGCCACAGCAGACUUGAAAUGCACCCAAAUAUAUUUUACAGCAUUUCGUAGUAUCCCUGAUACUAUAAAUUCUCUUAAAUACACUCCAAUGGUAGAGUUUUCCACAGAAUAUUUAAACAAAAUCAUAGUUUGUUGUGUUGCCUGUUCUUCAAAAACAAUCAUUACUGUAUUAGACUCAACCCUAUAAUUACAGUGCCUUUCUAUUCAAAUGUAAUCAGUAUGUGUGAAAUACUCAUUCAAAACAGUCCCACAGUUUAGGGAACACAGUGUGUUUGAGACCUCCCAAGUGAUAAUCUUGGUCUAGUAGGAUUGUCUCUCCUCACUGCAACCAUCUAUCCAUCUAAAUGCAUGUGACUGUAAACUAUAAUCAAGCAUGGAUUUCCAGGGAUCAGUUAAGAAUGUUUGCCUGUUUUUAUGUUAAAGUAAAUACUUGCAUGUCUUUCAGCAUUGAUGGGUCCUAUGACCAGGGUCAGACAGAAUCUGGGGAGGCAAAACCUCUAGAAUGAACUUAAUCUAACAGCUUCGACAUCUGCAUUGCUUGCUGUUUGGGGUUUUAGGCUGGGUUUCUGUAUAGCACUUUGUGACAUCUGCUGAUGUAAAAAAGGGUGUAAUAAAUACAUUUGAUUUGAUUUAUUAUUCAUAGAGUAAACUACAUAUUCCAUCUGGCCUUAUACACACAAAAUGAAAGACCAGUCUCAGGUAACAUUCCUGUCCGUAGACACAUACUGUUAUUAACACAUUUAUGUUUGACAAGUAAACUGUAUUACAUUGUAUCUGAACUGUAUUAACUAAGUUACUGCAUCUAUUGGCAAGAGGAAGGUGAGUAUAGAUGCCUUCUGUUGCUUGAAAGAAAGAAUGCAUGAGAUAUUUUGUGUCCAGUUAGUGUGUGCUGCUGGAUGACUGCAGGUACUGGUUUGCCUUGUCUUUAAAAAAUGUUUUGUAUUACUUUUAUUUUUGCUUUUUUUGUUAAAAAAGGGAAUUAAAUAAAAGUUGCUUU